This is a messenger RNA of Fusarium graminearum PH-1, 345 nucleotides long. RefSeq lists its product as uncharacterized. Lineage: Eukaryota; Fungi; Ascomycota; Sordariomycetes; Hypocreales; Nectriaceae. The transcript has 2 exons. The coding region runs from base 1 to 345 and encodes 114 amino acids. The record is from RefSeq and is a predicted model, not a curated record.
AUGGGCAACAGUAGAGAAUGCACCGGAUUAUUUUCUACCUUUCAAACAAUUUUGGCGUCAUGGCCAUUAUCCGUCAUAUUCCUUCCAUGGCGGACAAAUUAUGAAAUCCUCGAGCACGCCAUUAAUACAUUCAACCAGGAUGGAGAGACAAAUGAAUGGAUCCAGCGAUUCUGUGAAUCUAAAUCAAAUGAGCUUUCCAAUAUCAGCGUCCUAUACAGCGUUUACCUGGGAUCCUUCAGCUCCUGUCCCGGCUACCGUACGGGGUGCAUGGUACUGCGGUCUUAUCUUCGCCCUUACGGCUGUAUCAGUCGCGGCACAACAAAAUAUCGCUUUGAUCCGUGCUAA